This is a messenger RNA of Setaria italica (foxtail millet), 4034 nucleotides long. RefSeq lists its product as uncharacterized. The transcript is spliced from 3 exons. Lineage: Eukaryota; Viridiplantae; Streptophyta; Magnoliopsida; Poales; Poaceae. The record is from RefSeq and is a predicted model, not a curated record. The coding region runs from base 1418 to 3793 and encodes 791 amino acids.
GAAAUCUUACACUGGUCUCCAAACCAUGAUGCUUGUUUCAGUUCUUGGCUUAUGUAAUUAUCUGUAUGGAUUCCAGUUUUGUAAUUUGUUCUGCAAUAUUAAUGAUGCUAAAAAACUCAAGCAUCUGUUCAUAUCUUGAAGAUGUGCAGAAGCCUGAAGGGCUUCAGUUAGAUACAAUUUAACUUUUGUGUGGUAGUUCCCCUCUUUUGCCAGACGAAAAUUAAAACUUUACUGGUUUGUUUACUAUGCUUGACUUGACUAUAUUUUCCCCAUAUCUGGGUUUGUUCAUUGUCCGUAAUUGUGAUUGAUCUUUUUAUGUCAGUCAUUUAUUAAGAAGCUAUACAGGACCUUAAUUGAUUAUUUGCAGAGAAAGACAGCCAGGGUCUAGACAUUGCAAAUUCAGUGUAGGCUGUACACUGUAGAAUACAGGUGUACCAUGUACCUCUUGAUGUUCCAAUGAUGUUGUUUUGUUGAUUAUUUAGGUCCCGGUGUUGAAGUGCCUAUGGUGUUUGUGAUUAUGCCUGAAAUAAUUGUCAUGGGUAGAGAAAGGCUACUGUUGCUUUGUUUAGGUGUUCCUGAUGUUGAUAAAAGACAGCAUGUUAGUGGAUCAGAUCUUUCUAGACAAUGCCAUUUAGGCUAGAAAACAUUUGGAGAAAGGCUAUUACCGACUUACCGUGGAUAAUCCUUUUUAUCUGCUCACAAGUGACAAAGUUUAAUCUGUUACAAUGGACAGUUCAUUUUAGGAUGUAGAGUAUAGCUUAUUUAUGAUUAGCUAAUGAAUUGUAAUGAAAGAACUUUAGUAACUUUCUUCCCCAUGCAAAGAUUACAGUACUGUAGUAUGUAAUUUACCUAUAGGAUGUGCUUGUUUAUGUAUGUUUGAUAGCAUCCUCCUUGUGGCCAUUUCAGCAUAUUUCCCUUUUCUCAUUUUGUUUCCUAAGUGAAGUCCAAAAGGAAAGGCUGCACAUAUGGACAAUUUUGUACUGACUUGUUGAGAUCCUCUGUUUGAUGGCAACAUCAUCCUUUUUGGCCAUUUUAUCAUAUUUCCCUUUCUCAUUUUUUCUAAAGUGAAAUCCAGAAAGAAAGGCCGUCUGUAGCAUAUGGACAAUUUUGUCCUCGCUUGUUGUUAUCCUCUCCAAAAGAAAAAGAUCACAGUGCGCAUGUUUUGGCCCACUUAGACCUAUGCAUGAGAUGGCCUGGACAGGUCAGGUUUGGGAAUGCACAUUAUGUGCAAUGAUUUAGUGCAAAUAUAAAAUCAUGCAUACCAUAGCAACAAUCAUUCUGUAGUUCACAAUCUCUGAAUGUUCUGAGUAAAUGUACUAGUAUACUGUGACAAUGCAUUUUAGGUUCAAUAUGCAGUAUGUUAGAUGUGGAUGAUAUCUGGAUAACCUAGAAUUUCUCUGUCAACACUUCAUUAGGAAUGGGAACAAAAGUUGAGGGCGAGACCUAUAUUCCAGGAUACUUCGACAUGGCAGAUUCUAGUGUAAACUCUAAUGGCAAUGCACUGCCAUACUACAAGGAGAACAAACCAAAUGUGCAUCUUAGUGACAAGUUCACAAUAACAUCUCCAAAUGGAUCUGUACAUUAUGACAAGGAAAUGCUAAAGCGGACAAUGCUUGUACAUGAAGCUACAUUCCGGAAACAGGUGUAUGAACUUCACCGUCUUUACAGAACUCAGAAGGAAAUAAUGGCACAGUUCCAAAGAGAAGAGUUCAAGGGUUGUCCUAGAUAUGCAGAGGCAUUGCAGCCAAGAUCCUCUGCAUCACAGAUACUACUUGAGGAUGUUAAACGAGUGCGCCAAACUGCAACUCCUAUUUCUGGACACGAUCUUAAGCAAUCAUCCAUCAAUUUGAUUAACGAAAGUAGUUCACAAUUUAGUGUGAGUGGAGCUCCUUUGAGGCAUAGCAAUGUUAGGUCUCAAAAGAAAAUGUUGGACCUUCAGCUUCCGGCAGAUGUGUAUGCUGAUGAUGAUGACGAAGUGGAGAUCCUGGAAGUGAGGCCUUCGAAACGUUCCCCAUGGGUUAGUGGUUCUGUUCUGGGUCGAAAUGUCAAUCUCAACCUUGAAAAUAGUGAGGGCUCUUCACAUGUGGAGAAGAGUUGGAUCACUGAUACACAGGCUCAUCACAGCUCAGCUGCACAUAUACUGAAUAAACCAGUUGAAGAAUCAUCUAGUAUGAAAAUAACAGAUUUUCUUGGUGUGGGAACAUCUGCUUCUCAGAACCAGCAUUAUGUAUCACAGGGAGUGAACCUGAACCUCCUAAGCUCGGAAGGAAAAUUAAAAGAAAAAUGUGUUGGUAAAAUAUCUUCCUCUAGGUUCUUUGGUGCAAAUGAGGAUAUAAGGCAUAGUAAUUCAUUCCAACAGAGAAAGGAUGACUCCAAUGCUAACAUGGGAUGGUACAACCAAAAUCGUACUGGUUCCUCAAUGGGGCAUUACUCGCCUAGUGCUAGAACCUUCAAUCAUCUGAUCUUUGCACCGCCUAGCUUCAAUCACGCACUGAAUCCUCCAUGGCAAAUCAACAGCACAAGCUACUUGACUAAGAGUCAUUAUGGUGCUGCUGAAACAUCCACUGCUAAGCAUGCUCUUUCCAGUGGGUUCUCAGUGGAUUGUACUCCAAAUGCACCAUAUCAUCAUUCAUUGAAGAUUCAUGAAGAGGCACAACAUCGAAAGCUCCCUCCACUCCAUCAUAACCUGAAGGAUAUAGAUCUGAAUGAUGCGCCAGUAGAUACCGCCGCUACUUGGGAACAGGGAAGUGAGAAGUCAAUGGUUGAUAUCUCUUGGAAACAGGUAAGCCUGAUGAAGUCAGAAGUCCCAUCAAGUUAUGCAAAUUGCCAUUACCAGAUAUUGCCCAGUCCCACGUUUAAUUCACAAAAUAAAACUCCCACAAGAGUCCCCACCUUUCCCAACAGUGUUGGCACUGAAAAAGAUUCUCGGUGCUCACCCACUCUUCAGUAUGACCUAAACGUUGGACCAUUGAUUAAGUGUGAACCUGACAUGGAAAUGCAACCCCAGAGGGAGGAAGCUGACAGAGAUUUUAGGAAUCUCAUUGACCUGAAUGAACCAUUGCCAAUCAUGGAUGAUCCAGAGAUAGAUGCUUGUGAAUCAGGUGAACUUGUUCCUCACGAAAGCGAUGAUCCCUUAAGGGAUUCUCUUGCUAUAACCGCAGCAGAGAGUCUGGUAGCAAUGUGUAAUGUUGUCGUUCAGCCAGGAUCCCCUCAACCUGACACUUUGCAUUGGCUCGCUGACCUAGCUGCAUCCAAAGAGAACACAAUGUUUGACAAGGACAGCGAUGAUGACUUUGAGGCUUUGACACUGAAGCUGCAAGAAACCAAAAGCACCGAGCACCAUUCAACACCAAGAGCCACCCAGAAGGAUAACUGUGACAAUGGCCAUUGCUCUGCAGCUUCACUGCUGACCCCAAAACCUCAGAGAGGCAAAGGGCGAGGACGCCGUAAGAGGAAAGACUUUCAGAGGGACAUCUUGCCAUGCCUUGCGUUGUUGCCGAAGCACGAGGUGUCAGAGGAUCUUCGUGCACUCGGAAGGCCAAAGCCAGUGACCCCAAUGAAGGGAGGAGGCCGGGGCGGGCAGCAGCCGAGGGGGAGGCGCCGGGCAAGAAGCAUGGCUGUCGCCAUGGAGGUGGAGGAAGUCGAGGUCAGCCCACCGCCAGGGUUACCACCACUUGCCCCUGCUGACUUGGACGCCGAUGCACUGGGCAUAACCAGGUGGGGAAGGACCACCAGACGCUGUCGAAGGCCAAGAUGUCCGCCGGCGAACAAUGCGUCGUUGCAUGUAGCCUGAGUUUUAGGUGUCUUAGCUGAUGAGGAUUGGUCAGAAACUGUGUUUUUCUUCCUGACGAGUUGCAGAGAAAUUGAGAAAUUAGUAGGUUAAAAGUAGCCAGUCAUAAUUGUACAUGCUUCUCAGCACUAAUUUGGCUCCGGAAACCUUCAUUGGAUCAAAUUAUCAAAACAUCUUGUACAUCUCUUUGAAAUGAACUCUAAUCCUAGAAAGAAAUGCACAUGGAGAAUUAGCCUUUCUACCA